Messenger RNA from Pezoporus flaviventris, 1531 nucleotides. RefSeq names its product empty spiracles homeobox 2 (gene EMX2). The transcript is spliced from 3 exons. The record is from RefSeq and is a predicted model, not a curated record. Gene Ontology annotation, biological process: neuron differentiation; regulation of DNA-templated transcription; central nervous system development. Lineage: Eukaryota; Metazoa; Chordata; Aves; Psittaciformes; Psittacidae. Bases 457 to 1200 code for a protein of 247 amino acids. Gene Ontology annotation, molecular function: DNA binding; DNA-binding transcription factor activity, RNA polymerase II-specific.
UAGCGACCAAUCAUCAAGCCAUUUACCAGGCUUCAGAGGAAGCUGUUUAUGUGAUCCCAGCACUAAUUAGGCUCAUGAACUAACAAAUCGUUUGCACAACUUGUGAAGGGGCCGAUCACAUCCAUGGAUUGUCUUUGGACUUAGGGAGGGAGGCGGGGGGGGGGGGGGGGGGGGCGACCGCCUUUUCCUUGCAGGAGGGAAACUUCUCCCAGCAACUUUUUUCCCCCCCCCUUUUUUUUUUCCCUCCCUGUGUGUGUGUGCGUGGUGCGUGUGUGUGUGUGUCUCCCUUUUGGGUACCGCUGGCUGCCGCUGCCUCCUUUUCCUCCAGCCCCUGUCUAUUUAUGUGUGUAUCUAUCCCUCCUCAAGUCACUGCCUGCUGCAAACUUCCCCGGAUCGUCUCCCGCGCACCGGAGAGAGCCAGGCAGAGAUUCGGCCGGGGACUCUCGCCGCGGCAGCAUGUUUCAGCCCACACCCAAGCGGUGUUUCACCAUCGAGUCGCUGGUGGCCAAAGACAGCCCCUUGCCCGCGUCUCGCUCCGAGGAUCCUAUCCGGCCGGCGGCGCUCAGCUAUGCCAAUUCCAGCCCGAUGAACCCUUUUCUCAACGGCUUCCACUCCACUGGCAGGGGGGUUUACUCCAACCCGGACUUGGUCUUUGCAGAGGCCGUCUCCCACCCGCCCAACCCGGCCGUGCCGGUCCACCCCGUGCCCCCUCCCCACGCCCUGGCCGCCCAUCCGCUGCCCGCUUCGCACUCCACGCACCCGCUCUUCGCCUCGCAGCAAAGGGACCCUUCUACCUUCUACCCCUGGCUAAUACACCGCUACCGGUAUCUGGGCCACAGGUUCCAAGGGAAUGAAACAAGCCCGGAGAGCUUCCUAUUGCACAACGCACUGGCCAGGAAACCCAAACGGAUCCGUACAGCUUUCUCCCCAUCCCAAUUACUGAGACUGGAACAUGCCUUUGAGAAGAACCAUUAUGUAGUAGGAGCAGAGAGAAAACAGCUGGCACACAGCCUCAGCCUCACGGAAACUCAGGUAAAAGUAUGGUUUCAGAACAGACGGACAAAGUUCAAGCGGCAAAAGUUGGAAGAGGAAGGUUCAGACUCACAACAGAAGAAAAAAGGGACUCAUCACAUUAACCGGUGGAGAAUCGCCACCAAACAAGCCAGUCCAGAGGAAAUCGACGUCACGUCGGACGAUUAAAAACUGGCACUUUUGGGACUUUUCAAAGCCAGCACCCCACCAACAGCAAGUGUUAACGGCUCACACUCCCCCCCCCUCGGCGUGGCGGUGCGGGGAAGGGACACGGAGAUCUCCAUCAAAACCGCGGUCCCCGCCGGGGCGGGCGGCCGGGAGCGAGCGGGGUGAGGCGGCGGGAGGUGCGGGCCGAGGCCCCGCUCGGCACGGCGGGACCUGUCAAUCCACCACCGGGACGAGGCGAUUGACAGGUAUUCCGUUUCUCGCAAUCCACUUUUGAAAGUAUAAACGUAAAAAAAAAAAGAUAUUGACAAAAAAAAAAACCCCACCUUACAAA